Molecule: messenger RNA, 860 nt
Organism: Rhinichthys klamathensis goyatoka
Lineage: Eukaryota; Metazoa; Chordata; Actinopteri; Cypriniformes; Leuciscidae
Product: cytochrome b-c1 complex subunit Rieske, mitochondrial-like
Exons: 2
Coding region: 41-772 (243 amino acids)
Biological process (GO): mitochondrial electron transport, ubiquinol to cytochrome c
Cellular component (GO): membrane
Molecular function (GO): 2 iron, 2 sulfur cluster binding; quinol-cytochrome-c reductase activity
Source: RefSeq, a predicted model, not a curated record
GACCGUACGAGUUGUCAGGAUCCUUCCUAACUAGUCAAAAAUGAUGUCCCUGGUCGCUCGUUUGGGGACUUUGUCCCCUUACCUGCAGGCUUGUGGUCCGCUGAAAACAUUAGUACCCGGAGCAGUGAACAAAGAAGUGCUGAUGAAGUGUGCUGCGAGCGGCCAUUUUGGAGCACGUCUCGCUCACACAGACAUCAAAAUCCCUGACUUCUCUGACUAUCGGCGUGCUGAGGUGUUGGAUCCUAAGGCGUCCUCUCAGGAGAGCAGUGAAACUAGACGGUCCUUCUCUUACUUGGUGACCGGAGCCACUGCUGUGUUGGGUGUCUAUACUGCCAAGACGGUUGUGACCCAAUUCAUUUCCUCAAUGAGUGCCUCUGCUGACGUCCUGGCCCUGUCCAAAAUCGAGGUCAAGCUGUCUGAUAUCCCAGAAGGGAAAAACAUGACCUUCAAGUGGAGAGGCAAGCCUCUGUUUGUUCGUCACAGAACAGAGAAGGAGAUCGCAGCUGAGGAGAGUGUAGACCUUUCGGAGCUCCGAGACCCCCAGCAUGACAAAGAUCGCGUCAGCAACCCCACCUGGGUCAUCGUUAUUGGUGUCUGCACUCAUCUCGGCUGUGUCCCAAUCGCAAAUGCCGGUGAUUACGGCGGGUACUACUGCCCCUGCCAUGGGUCACAUUACGAUGCUUCAGGAAGGAUCAGAAAAGGUCCCGCACCUCUCAACUUGGAGGUGCCUUAUUAUGAAUUCCCUGAUGAGGAAACUGUAAUUGUUGGAUAGGAUAAACAAUGGACAUUUUCUCUGUAUGCUUUUAAUCUGUCUGGCCAAAUCUAACUAUUAAUAAAUAUAUAUUUUAAAGCAACCAAAA